AUGCAACCCCUGCUGCUGCUCGCCCGGCGGCGCGGCGCAUUCCUCGGCUCCCUUUCACCCGUCGCGGCCGCAGCGGCGGCGGCCCUCCCUGGGAGGCGCAGCUUCAACACAGCUGCCGGCCCCAAGGCGGAUUCGUUCUCUCCCAUCCUCCCGGACUCCCGCCCUCCGGACUGCGCAGCGCCCCUCGGAUCCGAAUCGCCGGUGCCCCUCAGAGCCAGGCAGAUGCCGCACCUCGACCGCCGCAUCGGCUUCAUGGGCAGCGGCCAGAUGGCGGAAGCCCUGGCCAAGGGUCUGAUCAACAAGGGCGUCGUGUCGCCCGACCAGAUCGUCUGCACCGACCCCGUGGCCGCCAGGAAGGAGCUUUUCCAGAGUUUUGGGGCCACCGCCUAUGAGACCACGCUCGAGGUUGGUUCGGGGUCGGGCGGUUUGAGGGACGUCGUCCACAACGCAGACGUGCUGUUUGUGGCUGUGAAGCCGCAGUACGUCGGUCCAGUCCUGUCGGAGGCGCGCCCCCACCUCAACGGCAGGCGCGUGCUGCGCCCCGCGCCGCGUGGCGAAUUUUCACAAGGCAAACCGCACCUGAUCGUGUCGAUUGCGGCCGGAGUCACCGUUGAGAAGCUGCUGGAAGCUGCCGGCCCCGAGGCCCAUGUGGUACGGGUGAUGCCCAACACGCCCUGCCUGGUCGGGGAGACGGCGGCGGCGAUGUGCGUCGGCGGCAAGGUGCGUGUUGACCCUGCUGACCUCAAUGCUUGCUUGUCGAAACGGUACAAUGGGUAG
Messenger RNA from Monoraphidium neglectum, 777 nucleotides. Its product is annotated as pyrroline-5-carboxylate reductase. The transcript has 5 exons. Gene Ontology annotation, molecular function: pyrroline-5-carboxylate reductase activity. The record is from RefSeq and is a predicted model, not a curated record. NCBI's taxonomy places the organism in Eukaryota, Viridiplantae, Chlorophyta, Chlorophyceae, Sphaeropleales, Selenastraceae. Bases 1 to 777 code for a protein of 258 amino acids. Gene Ontology annotation, biological process: L-proline biosynthetic process.